CUAUAAAAAGACGAUUAGCCUAAAUAUUACUUCAGAAAUGAAGUUACUUGCAUUACUCUUGGUUCUUGUUUGCGUAGUUGGGUUGGUCCAUUCUUGGGAAUGGCCGUGGAACAGACAAAAGAAACCUUGGGAGAGGCCUAGGUUCCCGAUUCCUAACCCCAAUCCUCGUGAUAAGUGGUGCCGUCUUAAUCUGGGUCCAGCCUGGGGAGGAAGAUGCUAAAGUAUAUUUCAUGUUAUAAAGAUUCACAGCUGCAUUAUCCGGAUAAAGUUUCUGCUAUUAAAGCGUAACAUAUGAAAGGCAUAAA
Molecule: messenger RNA, 305 nt
Organism: Drosophila biarmipes
Lineage: Eukaryota; Metazoa; Arthropoda; Insecta; Diptera; Drosophilidae
Product: accessory gland-specific peptide 70A
Exons: 2
Coding region: 38-220 (60 amino acids)
Biological process (GO): regulation of female receptivity, post-mating
Cellular component (GO): extracellular region
Molecular function (GO): hormone activity
Source: RefSeq, a predicted model, not a curated record